AUGCUUACCGUUAAAAGGUAUCCGGGUGCCACUGAAUUUAUCGUCCACACAAGCAAAGGAUACGGCACCCAAAUGUUUGCGAUAUGCUUUCUAUCAUUCAGUGUUGGCGUCGCGCUACUUGCCUUUGAACCGGCACCGAGUCUAUUAUUGUGGAUUUCUGGCGCUAUUUUUCUUUCCUCCCUUUUCCAAAUUAUUAGCGGCGUAAACCAUGAAUCUUUACUUGUUGUGCGCGAUUUAGGAAUCCAAACCAAUUGUCAUUCCAUCGUUCCUUGGAAGUCUUCCUCUAAAUUGAUUCCUUUAGACUCUAUUCGAGAAAUAUUUAUUCAUGAAGCCUUUCGAAAAUUCGAUGUUUGUUACUAUAUGGGAAUUGCUAUUGAACGUGAGCCCCAAAUUCAUGUGGUGUUUCCUACCUUGUUGCCUCGCAGAGACGUUUUACAAAAAAUAUACUCUGAGACGUUGCAUCUACUAAAGCAGGAGACUUAG
This is a messenger RNA of Schizosaccharomyces octosporus yFS286, 483 nucleotides long. RefSeq names its product pig-H. Gene Ontology annotation, cellular component: glycosylphosphatidylinositol-N-acetylglucosaminyltransferase (GPI-GnT) complex. The transcript is spliced from 2 exons. The coding region runs from base 1 to 483 and encodes 160 amino acids. Gene Ontology annotation, biological process: GPI anchor biosynthetic process. The record is from RefSeq and is a predicted model, not a curated record. NCBI's taxonomy places the organism in Eukaryota, Fungi, Ascomycota, Schizosaccharomycetes, Schizosaccharomycetales, Schizosaccharomycetaceae.